Molecule: messenger RNA, 1088 nt
Organism: Silurus meridionalis
Lineage: Eukaryota; Metazoa; Chordata; Actinopteri; Siluriformes; Siluridae
Gene: smn1
Product: survival of motor neuron 1, telomeric
Exons: 9
Coding region: 113-952 (279 amino acids)
Biological process (GO): mRNA processing
Cellular component (GO): cytoplasm; nucleus
Molecular function (GO): RNA binding
Source: RefSeq, a predicted model, not a curated record
CAAGCUCAUAUCGUCGCAUGUCUUAAACGUCAUCAACAUCCGACACACCAGGGCGCAUGCUGGCGUGUUUUAGGGAUUUGCAGUUGUGUUGUUUUUGUAUGCACGUCUUUUAAUGGCAAAUGGAACAGGUGAUGUUGUGUUCUGUCGCGGAACUGCUCAGAGUGACGACUCGGAUAUAUGGGACGACACGGCCUUGAUUAAAGCCUAUGAUAAAGCCGUGGCAUCUUUCAAGAAUGCUCUGAAAGGAGAAGACGCCAUGGCUCCCCUCACCAAAGAGAAACCUGGCAAUAAACGGAAAAACACCAAAAAGAGCAAAAGCAAGAAGAAGUGUAACACAUCUCCUGAUGGAGAGUGGAAAGUUGGUGAUACCUGUUACGCAUAUUGGUCCCAAGAUGGAAACCUGUACGCUGCAACCAUUUCCUCAGUCAACCUGGAAAAGGGGACCUGCGUCGUAUAUUACAAUGACUACGGGAACGAGGAGGAACAGAAUCUGAGCGACCUUCUCACAGACGCUGCAGAGGCGGAUGGAGAGUCGCAAAAGAUAACUGAUGGGCAAGAGGUGGCUUCUUCUACAGAGGAGAGCGACAGGUCUUCUACUCCACAUCAGUCUAAUCAGCCGAAACACAAAGCUAAAGGCAAAUCUCCAGUGCUACCUCCUAUGUGGGGCCCUGGGUUUCCUCCUGUUCCUCCUCCUGGCUCUCACUUUAGAAUGUCUGACAAUAGAAGAGGUGGAGGCCCUGGACCGGCCUUUCCUGGAUGGUCUCCAAUGAUGCCUCCAGGGCCACCGAUGAUCCCACCGCCACCACCAAUUAGUCCUGACAUGCUGGAGGAUGAUGAGGCUUUAGGCAGCAUGCUGAUUUCAUGGUACAUGAGUGGCUACCACACAGGAUACUACUUAGGCUUAAAACAAGGUCGCAGAGAAGCUACCGGAAAGAAGUCCCAUCACAAAUGAAGCAAUGAAAAGUUCAUACUGGUUAAACUGACUUCAGUCUCUGAUGAUGUUGCUGAAGUUCUGCACUUGUUCAUCUUCAAAAUAAUGUUUUGUAUUCUUUGUACAUAAAUGAAUUAAAUGUUUUCUUUUUUCCAAA